AUGGUUCCUCACGAUGUGGACAAGGUACCUCACACUGAGGACAAGGUACCUCACACUGAGGACAAGGUUCCUCACGUUGAGGACAAGGUUCCUCACGCUGAGGACAAGGCUCCUGACGAGGUACCUCACACUGAGGACAAGGUUCCUCACGUUGAGGACAAGGUUCCUCACGCUGAGGACAAGGCUCCUGACGAUGAAGACAAGGCUCCACACGCUUAUGACAAGGUACCUCACACUGAGGACAAGGUUCCUCAAGCUGAGGACGAGGUACUUCACGCUGAGGACAAGGUACGUCCCACUGAGGACAAGGUUCCUCACGAUGAGGACAAGGUACCUCUCAUUGAGGACAAGGUUUCUCGCGCUGAGGACAAGGUACCUCACGCUGAGGACAAGGUUCCUUGCGCUGAGAACAAGGCUUUUCACGCUGGCGACAAGGUUCCUCACGCUGAGCACAAGUUUCCUCACGCUGAGGGCAAAGUUUCUCACGCUGAGGACAAGGUACCUCACACUGAGGGCAAGGUACGUCACACCCAGGACAAGGUUCCUCACGCACAGGACAAGACUCGUCCCGCUGAGGACAAGGUUCCUCACGCUGAGCCGUGGGCAAGGUAUUUCUCCGCACAGGACAAGACUCGUCCCGCUGAGGACAAGGUUCCUCACGCUGAGGACAAGGUUCCUCACGAUGAGGACAAGGUUCCUCACACCGUGGGCAAGGUAUUUCUCACUGAGGACAAGGUUCAUGAUGCUGAGGACAAGGUUCCUCUAGCUGAGGACAAGGUACCUCACACUGAGGACAAAGUUCCUCACGAUGAGGACGGGGUUCGUCACGCUGAGGACGGGGUUCGUCAUGCUGAGGACAAGGUUUCUCAGGCUGAGGACACGGUUCCUCACGAUGUGGACAAGGUACCUCACACUGAGGACAAGGUACCUCACACUGCGGACAAGGUUCCUCACGCUGAGGACAAGGUUCUACACGCUGAGGACAAGGCUCCUGACGAUGAGGACAAGGCUCCACACGCUUAUGACAAGGUACCUCACACUGAGGACAAGGUUCCUCAAGCUGAGGACGAGGUCCUCACGCUGAGGACAAGGUACGUCCCACUGAGAACAAGGUUCCUCACGAUGAGGACAAGGUACCUCUCACUGAGGACAAGGUUUCUCACGCUGAGGACAAGGUACCUCACGCUGAGGACAAGGUUCCUCGCGCUGAGGACAAGUCUUCUCACGCUGAGGACAAGGUCUCACGCUGAGGACAAGGUUCCUCACGCUGAGGACAAGGUUCCUCACGCUGAGCAGAAAGGGUUCCUGACGCUGAAAACAAGGUUCCUGACGCUGAGGACAAGGUUUCUCACGCUGAGGACAAGGCACCUCACACUGAGGACAAGGUUCCUCGCGCUGAGAACAAGGCUUCUCACGCUGACGACAAAGUUGCUCACGCUGAGAACAAGUUUCCUCACGCUGAGGGCAAAGUUUCUCACGCUGAGGACAAGGUACCUCACAGCUGAGGACAAGGUUCCUCACGCUAGGACAAGGUUCCUCACACUGUGGGCAAGGUAUUUCUCACUGAGAACAAGGUUCCUCAUGAGCUGAGGACAAGGUUCCUCAAGCUGAAAAAAAGGUUCCUCACAUGAGGACAAGGUACCUCACACCGUGGGCAAGGUUCUCACUGAGGACAAGGUUCAUGAUGCUGAGGACAAGGUUCCUCUACGCUGAGGACAAGGUUCCUCACAGCUGAGGACAAGGUUCCUCACGCUGAGGACAAGGUUCCUCAAGCUGAGGACAAAGUACCUCACACUGAGGACAAUGUACCUAACACUGAGGACAAGGUUCCUCACGCUGACGACAAGGCUCCCGAAGCUGAGGACAAAGUACCUCACACUGAGGACAAGGUUCCUCAAGCUGAGGACACGGUACCUCAGGACCCUGAGGACAAGGUACCUCGCACGGAGGACAAGGCUCCUCACGCUGGGGACAAGGUUCUUCACGUUGAGGACAAGGCUUCUCAAGCUGAAGACAAGAUAUCUCACACUGAGGACAAGGUACCUCACACUGAGGACAAGGUUCCUCACGCUGAGGACCAAGGUACCUCACACUGAGGACAAGGUUCCUCACGCUGAGGACAAGGUUCCUCACGCUGAGGACAAGGCUCCUGACGCUGAGGACAAGGGUCCACACGCUUACGACAAGGUACCUCACACUGAGGACAAGGUUCCUCAAGCUGAGGACAGGGUUCCUGACGCUGAGGACAAGGUUCCUGACGUUGAGGACAAGGUUUCUCACGCUGAGGACAAGGUACCUCACACUGAGGACAAGGUUCCUCGCGCUGAGGACAAGGCUUCUCACGCUGACGACAAGGUUCCUCACGCUGAGAACAAGGUUCCUCACGCUGAGGGCAAAGUUUCUCACGCUGAGGCCAGGUACUUCACACUGAGGACAAGGUACGUCACACCGAGGUCAAGGUUCCUCACGCAGAGGACAAGGUACCUCUCACUGAGGACAAGGUACCUCACAAUGAGGACAAGGUUCCUCACGCUGAGGACAAUGUUCCUCACGGUGAGUACUAGGUACUUCACACUUAGGACAAGGUACCUCAAGCAGAGGACAAAGUACCUCACACUGAGGACUAGGUACCUCACACUGAGGACAAGGUUCCUCACUCCGAGGACAAGACUCGUCACGCUGAGGACAGGGUUCCUCACGCUGAGGACAAAUUCUUCACGCUGAGGAAAAAGUUCCUCAAACUGAGGACAAAGUGCCUCACACUGAGGACAGGGUACCUCACACUGAGGACAAGGUUCCUCACGCUGAAAACAAGGCUUCUCACGCUGAAGACAAGGUUCCUCACGCUGAGAACAAGGUUCCUCACUCUGAGGGAAAAGUUUCUCACGCUGAGGACAAGGUACCUCACACUGAGGGCAAGGUACGUCACACCCAGGACAAGGUUCCUCACGCACAGGACAAGACUCGUCCCGCUGAGGACAAGGUUCCUCACGCUGAGGACAAGGUUCUGACGCUGAGAACAAGGUUCCUCAAGCUGAGAACAAGGUUCCUCACGGUGAGGACAAGGUACCUCACACUUAGGACAAGGUACCUCAAGCUGAGGACAAAGUACCUCAAGCUGAGGACAAAGUACCUCACGCUGAGGACAAGGUUCCUCACUUGAGGACAAGGUUCCUCACCUGA
Paramuricea clavata is the source of this 3183-nucleotide messenger RNA. The record is from the annotation of a GenBank genome assembly. Lineage: Eukaryota; Metazoa; Cnidaria; Anthozoa; Malacalcyonacea; Plexauridae.